GGAGAGUUCGACGAACGUGCCGUAGAUAGCACACCGGAAGUAGUACUACACGCCAGCGUCUUCGUCGUACAAGCGCUUCCGCCCUUAAGCUACAAUACGCAACAUGGCGGGAGCGGAGUCCGUGCAGCAGUUCCAGAGCUUUUCCGAGAGUGAUAAACAAUGGAGGGCCCGAAGAGAGUUCCUGCUAAAAAACCUUGGCAGUUUCCAAGGGGAGAUCGAAGAGGAUAGAUUGCUAGCUUUGUCUAUGGUCUGGGCCAACCAUAUAUUUAUGGGCUGCCAAUACAGUGAGGAACUUUUGGAAAGGGUAUUUGAUAUGGCAGAAGGGAUUGAAGUAGAAGAUGCUCCGCACUUUACAACUAGAGAUGAAAUCAUGAAACGGAAUCGAUAAUUUGUGGAGUGUAUUAUGGAUUAUUAUGACUGAUAUGUUAUCACAGUACUUGAUAGGAUUGACUGCAACUGUUUACGCAAGAAUUUAUUCAUGUGAGAAACUGAUUAUCCUGAAAGUGUAACUUUUUAAAAACUUGAAUAGUGUCGUGUGAAACACCAGCAAAAAGGCAUUAUUUUACUUUUUAUUUUUUUUAAAUGUAAUAAGACUUUAUAUAAAACUGUUUUUUUUUUGUUUUUGUUUUUUUUUUAUCAUGCUUCUAAUGACAGCCAAACAGGUAAUUUUGAAACAAAAAUAAAUCAUGAUGAACUGAAA
Messenger RNA from Pseudophryne corroboree (corroboree frog), 700 nucleotides. RefSeq names its product CDKN2A interacting protein N-terminal like (gene XTBD1). Bases 104 to 388 code for a protein of 94 amino acids. The transcript is spliced from 3 exons. Lineage: Eukaryota; Metazoa; Chordata; Amphibia; Anura; Myobatrachidae. The record is from RefSeq and is a predicted model, not a curated record.